GAAUUUACGCUCGCUGGUAUCCGGCAAAUUCACCGUAAAUAACCGAGGUCGUUUAUUGUGCAGUCUACCUUGCCUUUGAACAGCGUUCGCGGCGGUAGGGCAAACUUGGCUUUCCCCAUUUUCCUCACAACUUCUGAAGUUUCUGGCCCCAGUUGCUUUCUAAAAAAACUCACUCAGUCAGGCCUGCUUCGUCUUUCGUUCAACGCUUGACGAAAGAUUUUCAGGAUGCGACACGCUGUGCUUGUGGGAUUCCUGCUGGCGUUGGCUCACGCCGCGUACAGUGACGAGGUUGGAGUCGUCUGUCCAGGCGGUCAGUCUCAAUGUCCUGACGGUAACACCUGCUGCCAGCUAGCCUCUGGACAAUGGGGAUGCUGCCCUCUACCUAAGGCGGUUUGCUGUAGUGACCAUCUACACUGUUGCCCGAAUGGCUACACUUGCGACGUCGGUGCUGGAAGUUGUUCAAAGGGAGGGCUGACUGUCCCAUGGGCAGAGAAGAACAUGGCUAAGCCAGUUAAGGUUGAAAGCGUUGUCUGUCCAGGCAGUCAAGCCGAAUGUCCAGAUGGUAACACCUGCUGCAAGCUGAGCUCUGGACAAUGGGGCUGCUGCCCACUACCAAAUGCCGUGUGCUGUAGUGACCAUGUACAUUGUUGCCCGAACGGCUACACUUGCAGUUCUGGAAGUUGUUCAAAGGGAGAUCUUACUGUCCCAUGGACAGAGAAGAACGUCGCUAAGCCAGUUAAGGUUGAAAGCGUCGUCUGCCCAGACGGUCAGUCCGAAUGUCCAGAUGGUAACACCUGCUGCAAGCUGGCCUCUGGACAAUGGGGCUGCUGCCCACUACCAAAUGCGGUUUGCUGUAGCGACCAUCAACACUGUUGCCCGAAUGGCUACAAGUGCGACGUCAGCACUGGAAGUUGUUCAAAGGGAGGGCUGACUGUCCCAUGGGCAGAGAAGAACGUCGCUAAGCCAGUUAAGGUUGAAAGCGUCGUCUGUCCAGAUGGUCAGUCCGAAUGUCCAGAUGGCAACACCUGCUGCAAGCUGGCCUCUGGACAAUGGGGCUGCUGCCCACUACCAAAUGCCGUGUGCUGUAGUGACCAUGUACAUUGUUGCCCGAGCGGCUACACUUGCAGUUCUGGAAGUUGUUCACGGGGAGAUCUUACUGUCCCAUGGACAGAGAAGAACGUCGCUAAGCCAGUUAAGGUUGAAAACGUCGUCUGUCCAGGCGGUCAGUCCGAAUGUCCAGAUGGUAACACCUGCUGUAAGCUGAGCUCUGGACAAUACGGCUGCUGCCCACUACCAAAUGCGGUUUGCUGUAGCGACCAUCAACACUGUUGCCCGAAUGGCUACAAGUGCGACGUCAGCGCUGGAAGUUGUUCACAGGGAGGGCUGACUGUCCCAUGGGCAGAGAAGAACGUCGCUAAGCCAGUCGAGGAUCCAGAAAAGACGAACGUAACGGUAUGUCCAGGGGGUCGGUACUUGUGUAAGGUGAACUACACCUGCUGUAUGUCCAAAACGCCCGACGUUUACGGUUGCUGCCAUUUUAAAGAGGCUACGUGUUGCAGCGACAAUGUACACUGCUGCCAACAUGGAUAUGUAUGUGACGUAGUUAAGCACAAGUGCAAGAAGAACUUUGAAUCCAUUCCUUGGGAGGAAAAAACUGAUGCAGAGGAGUUGACGACAGAGAUUGUACCAGAGCCGAAUGUCGUAUGCCCUGGUGGUUCAGCCCAAUGUCCAUCUGGUAACACCUGCUGCAUGCUGGCCUCUGGACAAUGGGGCUGCUGUCCACUCCCUAGUGCUGUGUGCUGCAAUGACCAUGUCCACUGCUGUCCUCACGGAUACACCUGUGAUGUCUCUCAGGGAACCUGUUCACUUGGAGAUAUGGUUCUUACAUGGUAUGAGAAGACAGAAGCCAAACCUCUGGUACCAGAACCAAACGUUGUAUGCCCUGGUGGUUCAGCCCAAUGUCCAUCUGGUAACACCUGCUGCAUGCUGGCCUCUGGACAAUGGGGCUGCUGUCCACUCCCUCAGGCUGUGUGCUGCAGUGACCAUGUCCACUGCUGUCCUCAUGGAUACACCUGUGAUGUCUCUCAAGGAACAUGUUCACUUGGAAAUUCAGUUCUGCAAAUGUAUAAGAAGACAGAAGCCACAUCCCUAAGCACUGCUGUUCUUCCAGGACCUGACGUCGUAUGUCCAGGUGGUUCAGCUCAAUGCCCAACUGGAAACACCUGCUGCAUGCUUUCAUCUGGACAGUGGGGCUGCUGCCCACUCCCUCAGGCUGUGUGCUGCAGUGACCACGUCCACUGCUGUCCUCACGGAUACACCUGUGAUGUCUCUCAGGGAACCUGUUCACUUGGAGACAUGGUUCUUACAUGGUAUGAGAAGUCAGAAGCCAAACCUCUAGUACCAGAGCCGAAUGUUGUAUGCCCUGGUGGUUCAGCCCAAUGUCCAUCUGGUAACACCUGCUGCAUGCUGGCCUCUGGACAGUGGGGCUGCUGCCCACUCCCUAGUGCUGUGUGCUGUAGUGACCAUGUCCACUGCUGUCCCAAUGGAUACACCUGUGAUGUCUCUCAGGGAACCUGUUCACUUGGCAAGAUGGUUCUACCAUGGUUCGACAAGACAGAGGCCACAUCCCUUAGUACUAAUAAUUCACCAUCCCCGAACAUCAUAUGUCCUGGAGGCAGAUAUCAGUGUCCCACAGGAACUACAUGUUGCAAGUCGAACACUGGUGCUUAUAACUGCUGCCCAUAUCCACAGGCUGUUUGCUGUGCUGACUACAUACACUGCUGUCCAUAUGGCUAUAUUUGUGAGCUUUCAACAGCAACGUGCCACCUAAAUGGCCUUUCUCUACCGUGGGAAUCGAACAAAGAAGCUGUAUCGCUGAGUGAUCCAGCGAUGCCAGAACCAAACGUUGUAUGCCCUGGUGGUUCAGCCCAAUGUCCAUCUGGUAACACCUGCUGCAUGCUGGCCUCUGGACAGUGGGGCUGCUGUCCACUCCCUAGUGCUGUGUGCUGCAGCGAUCAUGUCCAUUGCUGUCCUCACGGAUACACCUGUGAUGUCUCUCAGGGAACAUGUUCACUUGGAAACAUGGUUCUGGCAUGGUAUGAGAAGACUGAAGCCAAACCUCUAGUACCAGAGUCGAAUGUCGUAUGCCCUGGUGGUUCAGCCCAAUGUCCAUCUGGUAACACCUGCUGCAUGCUGGCCUCUGGACAGUGGGGCUGCUGUCCACUCCCUAGUGCUGUGUGCUGCAAUGACCAUGUCCACUGCUGUCCUCACGGAUACACCUGUGAUGUCUCUCAGGGAACCUGUUCACUUGGAGACAUGGUUCUUACAUGGUAUGAGAAGACAGAAGCCAAACCUCUGGUACAAGAACCAAACGUUGUAUGCCCUGGUGGUUCAGCCCAAUGUCCAUCUGGUAACACCUGCUGCAUGCUGUCCUCUGGACAAUGGGGCUGCUGUCCACUCCCUCAGGCUGUGUGCUGCAGUGAUCAUGUCCACUGCUGUCCUCAUGGAUACACCUGUGAUGUCUCUCAAGGAACAUGUUCACUUGGAAAUUCAGUUCUGCAAAUGUAUAAGAAGACAGAAGCCACAUCCCUAAGCACUGCUGUUCUUCCAGGACCUGACGUCGUAUGUCCAGGUGGUUCAGCUCAAUGCCCAACUGGAAACACCUGCUGCAUGCUUUCAUCUGGACAGUGGGGCUGCUGCCCACUUCCUCAGGCUGUGUGCUGCAGUGACCACGUCCACUGUUGUCCCCAUGGAUACACCUGUGAUGUCUCUCAGGAAACCUGUUCACUUGGAGACAUGGUUCUAACAUGGUAUGAGAAGACUGAAGCCAAACCUCUAGUACCAGAGCCGAAUGUCGUAUGCCCUGGUGGUUCAGCCCAAUGUCCAUCUGGUAACACCUGCUGCAUGCUUGCCUCCGGACAGUGGGGCUGCUGUCCACUCCCUAGUGCUGUGUGCUGUAGUGACCAUGUCCACUGCUGUCCCAAUGGAUACACCUGUGAUGUCUCUCAGGGAACCUGUUCACUUGGCAAGAUGGUUCUACCAUGGUUCGACAAGACAGAGGCCACCUCCCUUAGUACUAAUAAUUCACCAUCCCCGAACAUCAUAUGUCCUGGAGGCAGAUAUCAAUGUCCAACAGGAACUACGUGUUGCAAGUCGAACACCGGUGCUUAUAACUGCUGCCCAUAUCCACAGGCUGUUUGCUGUGCUGACUACAUACACUGCUGUCCAUAUGGCUAUAUUUGUGAGCUUUCAACGGCAACGUGCCACCUAAAUGGCCUUUCUCUACCGUGGGAAUCAAACAAAGAAGCUGUAUCGCUGAGUGAUCCAGCGAUGCCAGAACCAAACGUUGUAUGCCCUGGUGGUUCAGCCCAAUGUCCAUCUGGUAACACCUGCUGCAUGCUGGCCUCUGGACAAUGGGGCUGCUGUCCACUCCCUAGUGCUGUGUGCUGCAGUGAUCAUGUCCACUGCUGUCCUCACGGAUACACCUGUGAUGUCUCUCAGGGAACCUGUUCACUUGGAGACAUGGUUCUGGCAUGGUAUGAGAAGUCAGAAGCCAAACCUGUUGUACCAGAGCCGAAUGUGGUAUGCCCUGGUGGUUCAGCCCAAUGUCCGUCUGGUAACACCUGCUGCAUGCUGGCUUCUGGACAGUGGGGGUGCUGUCCACUCCCUAGUGCUGUGUGCUGCAGCGAUCAUGUCCACUGCUGUCCUCACGGAUACACCUGUGAUGUCUCUCAGGGAACAUGUUCUCUUGGAGAUAUGGUUCUCACAUGGUAUGAGAAGACAGAAGCCAAACCUCUAGUACCAGAGCCGAAUGUCGUAUGCCCUGGUGGUUCAGCCCAAUGUCCAUCUGGUAACACCUGCUGCAUGCUGGCCUCUGGACAGUGGGGCUGCUGUCCACUCCCUAGUGCUGUGUGCUGCAGUGAUCAUGUCCAAUGCUGUCCUCACGGAUACACCUGUGAUGUCUCUCAGGGAACAUGUUCACUUGGAAACAUGGUUCUGGCAUGGUAUGAGAAGUCAGAGGCCAAACCUCUAGUACCAGAGCCGAAUGUCGUAUGCCCAGGUGGUUCAGCCCAAUGUCCAUCUGGUAACACCUGCUGCAUGCUGGCCUCUGGACAGUGGGGCUGCUGUCCACUACCUAGUGCUGUGUGCUGCAGUGAUCAUGUCCACUGCUGUCCUCACGGAUACACCUGUGAUGUCUCUCAGGGAACAUGUUCUCUUGGAGAUAUGGUACAGUCAUGGUAUGAGAAGACUGAAGCCAAACCUGUUGUACCAGAGCCGAAUGUCGUUUGCCCUGGUGGUUCAGCACAGUGUCCAUCUGGUAACACCUGCUGCAUGCUGGCCUCUGGACAGUGGGGCUGCUGUCCACUCCCUAGUGCUGUGUGCUGCAGUGAUCAUGUCCACUGCUGUCCUCACGGAUACACCUGUGAUGUCUCUCAGGGAACGUGUUCUCUUGGAGAUAUGGUACAGUCAUGGUAUGAGAAGACAGAAGCCAAACCUCUAGUACCAGAGCCGAAUGUCGUAUGCCCUGGUGGUUCAGCCCAAUGUCCAUCUGGUAACACCUGCUGCAUGCUGGCCUCUGGACAAUGGGGCUGCUGUCCACUACCUAGUGCUGUGUGCUGCAGCGAUCAUGUCCACUGCUGUCCUCACGGAUAUACCUGUGAUGUCUCUCAGGGAACAUGUUCACUUGGAAACAUGGUUCUGGCAUGGUAUGAGAAGUCAGAAGCCAAACCUGUUGUACCAGAGCCGAAUGUGGUAUGCCCUGGUGGUUCAGCCCAAUGUCCAUCUGGUAACACCUGCUGCAUGCUGGCCUCUGGACAAUGGGGCUGCUGUCCACUCCCUAGUGCUGUGUGCUGCAGUGACCAUGUCCACUGCUGUCCUCACGGAUACACCUGUGAUGUCUCUCAGGGAACCUGUUCACUUGGAAAUAUGGUUCUAACGUGGUAUGAGAAGUCAGAAGCCAAACCUGUUGUACCAGAGCCGAAUGUGGUAUGCCCUGGUGGUUCAGCCCAAUGUCCAUCUGGUAACACCUGCUGCAUGCUGGCCUCUGGACAAUGGGGCUGCUGUCCACUCCCUAGUGCUGUGUGCUGCAGUGAUCAUGUCCACUGCUGUCCUCACGGAUACACCUGUGAUGUCUCUCAAGGAACCUGUUCACUUGGAGAUAUGGUUCUAACGUGGUAUAAGAAGACAGAAGCCAAACCUCUAGUACCAGAGCCGAAUGUUGUAUGCCCUGGUGGUUCAGCCCAAUGUCCAUCUGGUAACACCUGCUGCAUGCUGGCCUCUGGACAGUGGGGCUGCUGUCCACUCCCUAGUGCUGUGUGCUGCAGUGAUCAUGUCCACUGCUGUCCUCACGGAUACACCUGUGAUGUCUCUCAGGGAACCUGUUCACUUGGAGAUAUGGUACAGUCAUGGUAUGAGAAGACAGAAGCCAAACCUCUAGUACCAGAGCCGAAUGUCGUAUGCCCUGGUGGUUCAGCCCAAUGUCCAUCUGGUAACACCUGCUGCAUGCUUGCCUCUGGACAGUGGGGCUGCUGUCCACUCCCUAGUGCUGUGUGCUGCAGUGAUCAUGUCCACUGCUGUCCUCACGGAUACACCUGUGAUGUCUCUCAGGGAACCUGUUCACUUGGAGAUAUGGUACAGUCAUGGUAUGAGAAGACAGAAGCCAAACCUCUAGUACCAGAGCCGAAUGUCGUAUGCCCUGGUGGUUCAGCCCAAUGUCCAUCUGGUAACACCUGCUGCAUGCUUGCCUCUGGACAGUGGGGCUGCUGUCCACUCCCUAGUGCUGUGUGCUGCAGUGAUCAUGUCCACUGCUGUCCUCACGGAUACACCUGUGAUGUCUCUCAGGGAACCUGUUCACUUGGAGAUAUGGUACAAUCAUGGUAUGAGAAGACUGAAGCCAAACCUCUAGUACCAGAGCCGAAUGUUGUAUGCCCUGGUGGUUCAGCCCAAUGUCCAUCUGGUAACACCUGCUGCAUGCUGGCCUCUGGACAAUGGGGCUGCUGUCCACUACCUAGUGCUGUGUGCUGCAGUGAUCAUGUCCACUGCUGUCCUCACGGAUACACCUGUGAUGUCUCUCAGGGAACAUGUUCUCUUGGAGAUAUGGUACAGUCAUGGUAUGAGAAGACUGAAGCCAAACCUUUAGUACCAGAGCCGAAUGUCGUAUGCCCUGGUGGUUCAGCCCAAUGCCCAUCUGGUAACACCUGCUGCAUGCUGGCCUCUGGACAGUGGGGCUGCUGUCCACUCCCUAGUGCUGUGUGCUGCAGCGAUCAUGUCCAUUGCUGUCCUCACGGAUACACCUGUGAUGUCUCUCAGGGAACAUGUUCACUUGGAAACAUGGUUCUGGCAUGGUAUGAGAAGUCAGAAGCCAAACCUGUAGUACCAGAGCCGAAUGUCGUAUGCCCUGGUGGUUCAGCCCAAUGUCCAUCUGGUAACACCUGCUGCAUGCUGGCCUCUGGACAAUGGGGCUGCUGUCCACUCCCUAGUGCUGUGUGCUGCAGUGACCAUGUCCACUGCUGUCCUCACGGAUACACCUGUGAUGUCUCUCAGGGAACCUGUUCACUUGGAGAUAUGGUUCUUACGUGGUAUGAGAAGACAGAAGCCAAACCUCUAGUACCAGAGCCGAAUGUUGUAUGCCCUGGUGGUUCAGCCCAAUGUCCAUCUGGUAACACCUGCUGCAUGCUGGCCUCUGGACAAUGGGGCUGCUGUCCACUCCCUAGUGCUGUGUGCUGCAGUGAUCAUGUCCACUGCUGUCCUCACGGAUACACCUGUGAUGUCUCUCAGGGAACCUGUUCACUUGGAGAUAUGGUACAGUCAUGGUAUGAGAAGACUGAAGCCAAACCUCUAGUACCCGAGCCGAAUGUCGUAUGCCCUGGUGGUUCAGCCCAAUGUCCAUCUGGUAACACCUGCUGCAUGCUGGCCUCUGGACAGUGGGGCUGCUGUCCACUCCCUAGUGCCGUAUGCUGCAGUGAUCAUGUCCACUGCUGUCCUCACGGAUACACCUGUGAUGUCUCUCAGGGAACCUGUUCACUUGGAGAUAUGGUACAGUCAUGGUUUGAGAAGACAAAGGCGAGCCCUCUGGUUCCAGAGCCGAAUGUUGUAUGCCCUGGUGGUUCAGCCCAAUGCCCAUCUGGUCACACCUGCUGCAUGCUGGCCUUUGGACAAUGGGGCUGCUGUCCACUCCCUAGUGCUGUGUGCUGCAGUGAUCAUGUCCACUGCUGUCCUCACGGAUACACCUGUGAUGUCUCUCAGGGAACCUGUUCACUUGGAGAUAUGGUACAGUCAUGGUAUGAGAAGACUGAAGCCAAACCUCUAGUACCAGAGCCGAAUGUUGUAUGCCCUGGUGGUUCAGCUCAGUGUCCAUCUGGUAACACCUGCUGCAUGCUUGCCUCCGGACAGUGGGGCUGCUGUCCACUCCCUAGUGCCGUAUGCUGCAGUGAUCAUGUCCACUGCUGUCCUCACGGAUACACCUGUGAUGUCUCUCAGGGAACAUGUUCACUUGGAGAUAUGGUACAGUCAUGGUUUGAGAAGACAAAGGCGAGCCCUCUGGUUCCAGAGCCGAAUGUUGUAUGCCCUGGUGGUUCAGCCCAAUGCCCAUCUGGAAACACCUGCUGCAUGCUGGCCUCUGGACAAUGGGGCUGCUGUCCACUCCCUACUGCUGUGUGCUGCAGUGAUCAUGUCCACUGCUGUCCUCACGGAUACACCUGUGAUGUCUCUCAGGGAACAUGUUCACUUGGAGAUAUGGUACAGUCAUGGUAUGAGAAGACUGAAGCCAAACCUUUAGUACCAGAGCCGAAUGUCGUAUGCCCUGGUGGUUCAGCCCAAUGUCCAUCUGGUAACACCUGCUGCAUGCUUGCCUCUGGACAGUGGGGCUGCUGUCCACUCCCUAGUGCUGUGUGCUGCAGUGAUCAUGUCCACUGCUGUCCUCACGGAUACACCUGUGAUGUCUCUCAAGGAACCUGUUCACUUGGAGACAUGGUUCUAACGUGGUAUGAGAAGACAGAGGCCAAACCUCUAGUACCAGAGCCGAAUGUCGUAUGCCCUGGUGGUUCAGCCCAAUGUCCAUCUGGUAACACCUGCUGCAUGCUGGCCUCCGGACAGUGGGGCUGCUGCCCACUGCCUCAGGCUGUGUGUUGCAGUGACCAUGUCCACUGCUGUCCUCACGGAUACACCUGUGAUGUCUCUCAGGGAACCUGUUCACUUGGAAAUUCAGUUCUACCGUGGUUUGAGAAGACGGACACCCUUCUUAACUUUGAAGGUAUUGUGUGUCCCAACAGCACAUCCAUCUGCAAGAGCUCCGAGACUUGCUGCAAGCUGAAAAGUGGCAGCUGGGGGUGCUGCCCUCUAGUGCAAGCUGUCUGCUGUUCAGACAAACUUCACUGCUGUCCUAAAAACACCAAAUGCACAGCUAAGAACACUUGUGUCGGUACCUUUGGGUCCACGCCAAUGGUAACCAAGACCCAAGCCAAAGAAAUCGCACCCAAGCCGAAGCACGUGCCUUGGAUGACCAAGACUCUGGCCCUACCGUGGGGGAGCAAAGAGGGUGACGUGCAGUGUGAUGCCACCCAUUAUUGCCCCAGCGGUAACACCUGCUGCCGGCUGGCCAGCGGACAAUGGGGAUGCUGCCCAGUACCCAAGGCUGUGUGUUGUUCAGAUGGCUUGCACUGUUGCCCCAGUGGAUACACUUGCCAAACUGGCACUGGCCGAUGCGUGCGAUAAAUCGCAAGACCGCAAGCUACGGCACGUCGAAAAUUAAACCAGGAGAACAUAUAAACUGAGCUUGUAGUUUAAUACUGUCAUAUAAUCGGAAUUAUGUGUUGUUUAAUUUUUGAUUUUGUUUUUCUGUUUUGACAAUCAAAUAAAAUAUACACGCUUGAUGUAAUUGCGGAAAAUAUAGAGAGAAAAAAAAGGAUUUUUCCAACAAAACAUACUUUACUUUUAGUGCACCUUGACUUCUUUUGAGUUGAUUGAAAUAAGCGUUGGCCCAGUCCCAGGUGAUGUAUUCAAAACAAACAUUAGGUGUCUGAAAGAGUCAGAAAUAUAGAGACCCUUUGUUUCACCAAUUAUAUCCAUGACCCCUCCUGCUAUCUAAACAGUCACAGACAGUCAAAAAAAAUCAAGUAUGUUCCCCUGCCAUGCCUUUUACACGGGCUAGUCACCAACGGUCCGAUCAUAUUUCCAGCAAGCACUGUGACUAGUCAAAUUCAGUCAACAGACAAAAAGCAGGCAAGAAGUAGGCACAGCUGGCUUAUCAAUCACCUACAGUCAAAGCAUAGCUAUAUCAAGUUACACAAACAGUCACAGCCAGCCAAUCCUGUUUUAUCUGGGAAGUUCAAAACAGUCACUUGAUUGCGUUUGACUGCAAGGACAACUUUGCACAGAAUGUAGGUUUGAAGAGGAGGGUCGUCUGAUAUGCAUCCACAGAAGUCCAACAUGCAUUCACGCUAGCAUAACACACCCAGCUUGAUCGUGAAGUGCAGCCUUGGACAGGCACAGUAUGUGAAACCUAACGGAUCGGUCAAUUGUUGGGCUUCUUCAACUCAGUAGUUUCUUAAGAGUUUCUGAACUUAAAAAUAGCUUGCACAGUAACACAGUGGUUAA
Molecule: messenger RNA, 10593 nt
Organism: Patiria miniata (bat star)
Lineage: Eukaryota; Metazoa; Echinodermata; Asteroidea; Valvatida; Asterinidae
Product: fibrillin-2-like
Exons: 51
Coding region: 226-9711 (3161 amino acids)
Cellular component (GO): extracellular region
Source: RefSeq, a predicted model, not a curated record